Scatophagus argus is the source of this 1685-nucleotide messenger RNA. RefSeq names its product putative trypsin-6. Gene Ontology annotation, molecular function: serine-type endopeptidase activity. Gene Ontology annotation, biological process: proteolysis. The coding region runs from base 352 to 1245 and encodes 297 amino acids. The record is from RefSeq and is a predicted model, not a curated record. NCBI's taxonomy places the organism in Eukaryota, Metazoa, Chordata, Actinopteri, Scatophagidae. The transcript has 7 exons.
ACUUCCAAGUCAAUCAGCCCAUUAUCACCUCAAUCAGCCUCACUGCUCUCACCUGUUCUCCACACAGGUUACAAAGGCAACCCCUGCCCAUCUUUGCCAGAUUGUUUCUCUGCUCUGCAUGACUCUCCAGCCCUGUUUUCCAGACCCUGCCUGCUUCCAUUUUUUUUCCAUUUGUUUUUUUGAAGAAGGAUUUUUUGUUGUGACUUCAUUUUUUGCUGAAGAAGUUUAUGUUAUUGGGUGUUUUUGUGGAAGUUUUUUUAGAAAAAAAAUUUUUUUUGUGGCAAAAUUUUUGUUGAAGAGGAUUUCUAAUUAGAGUGUUCAGCUUGCCCAUCAGUGCCAGAAGAUAAGGUCAUGUUAGCUCCCAAAGGAGUACAGAGGGCCUUUCACACUUACAAGUUCAAUUGGUGGCCCUGGUCCAAAGCUGGUGGGUUCCAGGGGGAUUCCACAGAGGCGGAAGACUUGAUGAACCAGGAGGUGACUGCAGCCAUCACUCCUUCCAAAGGUGUCACAGUGAGCACAGCAGCUGAUUUGCAGAAGAGAGUCACAGGAGGACAAGCAUGUGAAACAGGGGAUCGUCUGUACCAUGUUAAAUUACUUGAUUCUACUGACAAGUUAAUUUGUGGAGGCUCCCUGGUCAGCAAACAGUGGAUUCUGACUGCAUCUCACUGCUGGCAGAGGAAUAUGAAAGCAGUUUUAGGGGUACAUCCAGGCUCAUCAGUUAAAACGGUGCAAAUCACAGCACAGCCUGUGAUGUUUGAGGACAAACAAAAGAGGCAGCAUGACAUCAUGUUGCUGCAGCUUCCUGAAACUACUGAGAUUAAACCUGUAGAACUUCCUGAUUGUAAAAGUCGCAUCAACCCAGGUGGUAAAGUUCAGAUUGCAGGUUAUGGAGCCCCAGAUGCAGGUUCCGAUGAAGGCGAAUCUGGUGCACCAGCUGGUCUCCAGUGUGCAGACCUCACAGUCGCCAAGUGUAAGAAGCUUGAAGCUAUUACGGCUGUAGACAACCCAAACAGAGCGUAUGAAAGCUGGUUCUGUGGUCAGUCUUCUGGAGUGAAUAUUUGUUCAGGUGACUAUGGUGGAGGAGCGGUGUACAAUAGCAAGAUUUAUGGUGUCAUUGUCAGUCCAACCAAGUCCUGUGCUGAAGCAGCUGGAUUCAUGGACGUCUGUGAAUACAGAAAGUGGAUCAAAGAUACUACAAAUCCUGGAAUUUUAAAAAAGAUAGGGUCAUUUUUCAAGGGUGGUUAACUGAAUCUUUCUGUUAUUUAACAGACAUUUCAUAUUUAAGUAGGAAACUAUUAAGUUUUGUUCUAAAUUUGCAGUCAGAAGACUUGCAUUUGAUUGGUUUACAUGAAAUCAUCAUCUGUAAAUCCCUUUAAGACAAGCAAUAAACAGCAUGACAGCACAAAAUGGUGUCUGAGUCCCAAAUGUUGAAACACCCUCCUCUCCUUUCAUAGGGCUGUGUCAGUUAAAAUAAAGCAUCACACUCAUUUUUCUUUUUCUUCUUCUUCUUCCUUCUACCAGAAAAUCGGAUGGUGGCACUUCAGCAAAGUUUAAAACAAUUCAUAAUAAAUUAGUGGUAUGUGCUUCAACUGUGCUUUCAUCAAAGUGAGCAGAAAUGUUCAGAUGCUUUAAGCUGACAGAAGUUAUGAAUCUAUCACUUGAUUCAAUUCAAUUCAGUUUAUUUA